GAGCAUCGUGACAACUGCGUUUUCUCCUGUAUUGCCCCUCGGGACCAUCACGACUCGCCCACUCAACCAAGAGCGUGCGGAUACGGCCACAAACGUGUUAAACACUGCUCGCCCACUCUUGGUGCUGCUUCAACAAUCGUAUUCUUUUUUUUUGCCAACCUCAACGCCCAACCCUGCCAGCACGUCAAUAUGUUCCUUCAAUCUCUCAAAUCUCAGGUUCGAGGCCCCUCGCUCGGCCUGCUCGCAGCGCUGAGCGUAUGCCUCGUCUUGAAUUUAGGGGCCUUUUUCUUCUCCCUCAACAUCUUGACACGUGGGUCGCAGUCAUACACCUACCUCGAAGGUGACCGGCCUCAUGCGCUCCCCAUCAAGGUCCGCACCAUCCAAGCCAAAUUCCACGACGACCCCGACUACUACGGGAUGGAAGGCUUCGCUUCCAUGGCCGAAUGGAACGCGAUCCGGCCCCCUGGCAAGGGCUUCGUCUUUCUAGGCGAGGAGCACUUUGCAUUUGGCGUGUCAAUGUGGCACCAGAUGCACUGCCUGAACCACAUUCGCGCCAUGCUUGUCAAUGGGGACGAUGGGUCGGAUCACACGGCGCACUGCUUCCAUUAUCUACGGCAGGGCAUUCUCUGCGCCGCCGACACAACUAUAGAGCCGGGCGGCACAAACAAGCUACUGCCCAACGGUGACAAGGUCGCUGCGGGCGAAGAAGCUGUGCAUACCUGCCGGGACUGGAGACAGGUGCACGAUUGGAUGGAGAGCCAACAUGAGAAAUGGACACCUGACAUGUUCGAGAGGAUUAAAGAGUCUAGUCUGUAA
Molecule: messenger RNA, 816 nt
Organism: Colletotrichum orchidophilum
Lineage: Eukaryota; Fungi; Ascomycota; Sordariomycetes; Glomerellales; Glomerellaceae
Exons: 2
Biological process (GO): mycotoxin biosynthetic process
Source: RefSeq, a predicted model, not a curated record